This is a messenger RNA of Xyrauchen texanus (razorback sucker), 761 nucleotides long. RefSeq names its product transmembrane protein 275-like. The transcript has 2 exons. NCBI's taxonomy places the organism in Eukaryota, Metazoa, Chordata, Actinopteri, Cypriniformes, Catostomidae. Bases 48 to 626 code for a protein of 192 amino acids. The record is from RefSeq and is a predicted model, not a curated record.
GUCAACUCUUCGAAAUCACAUCUUGAGUUCAGUGCCAUUUAGAGAGGAUGAUUUUCACUAAUGAGGAUGCUCGGCCUGUACUGAAAAAGCCAUGUGAGAGGAGGGUGGUCCGUUCGCAGGGGUUGCCCUCCCCAGCGCUCUGCUGUGCUUGCGGUCUCUGUAUUAUGCUGGCAGGCAUUAACAUCACCCUGGUAGGUGCUCUCGCCUUUACUAAACUCCUCCCUUUCAACAACCCUCCCAUCAUUAUUGGACCCAUCCUCCUAUUGGUGGCCUUUUCAUUUUUUGGAGCGUGUUGCAUCUGCAGUCGACAACCCAGUGCCCAAGACUCUCACUUGUCUACAGGACGGGACCACUGGCCAUUAAUGCGAAUGGGUGGAGCCAUGUUUGAGAUGGAGACUAGUGAACCCACUCUACUGGAUACCACAGCCAUUCAUCUCAGUCCAACAAACUCUCCAAGCUCCUCCCGUCGCUGUAGCCCCACCCAUCUUCCCGCUGCUCCACCCCAUCCUUUACAAACCUACAACUGUCAGUCAGCCACAGAGAGAAAUGAUGUGAAUGUACUAAACCCCAUACUGGAUGAAUUAAACUCAGAGUUUGGACCCUGCCAUGCUGAAGAAAACCUUUAAUUUCUCUCUGUGCACUUUGUCCUAAAUCUAGUGGCCCCUUGUAGCUCCCCAAUACAAUCUCAAAAGAGCUUGAACAAGUAUUAAGGAGCUGUCCGUUGGAUUUUGAAAACAUCCACAGUCACACAAAGGUCUUGA